AUGAGCAGCGGCGGCGGCAGCGGCAGCGGCAGCGGCAUCUCUGAGCCCGAGGGCAUGAAGGACCUAGAUGCUAUCAAGCUCUUUGUGGGGCAGAUCCCCCGGAACCUCGAGGAGAAGGACCUCAAGCCCCUCUUCGAGCAAUUCGGGCAGAUCUACGAGCUGACGGUGCUGAAGGACCGGUACACUGGCAUGCACAAAGGUGCGCCCUUGUGUUUUUAAUCCAUCCUUUUCUCUCUCUCCUUCUGCUUCCUUCUGUUCUCCGCUCGCCUUUCCUCUUCGCUCCUCUCCCUCGCGCAUCCUACUCCCCCCCCGCCUAAUCCAUCCUCCUCAACCUUUUCUUCCCUUUCUACCAAUCUAUCCAUCCCCCCCCCAACUACAUUCUCCAUCCUGUCAUUUUAAUCCAUCCGAUCACUUUCUCCCAUCCUGCAUGCAAUAUUUUCCUCCCUCCCUUAAAAUAAUAAUCUUCAUUCUAUCUGGGCGGGCGGGUGAAGCGGGGGCGGGAAGCGUCUUGCUCAUCGUCUCACCCUUAGCUCUCCACAUCAAGCCUGUUUCUCUCUCCCCUCCCCCCUAUUUUUUUUGCUGCUGCUCUAUAAACCCCUUAUAUAGUUGUGUUUUAUUCCAUCUGCUCUUUAAUGCCGCCACCCCCCUACAGGCUCUCUCUUUCUCAUUCUGCUCCAUUAACCCCCUCCGUGCCUUUCACCAUCGCUCGCCCACCCCCCCCAAUUUCCCUCCCCUUAACCCAUCACCAGAUCAGCCUCCAAGAACAUCUCACUCUGUUCCCAGGCCCACCGCUACCCCGAGCUUCAAGGCUGGUGCUGCCAUUCUCUCACCUUGCCUUGCCUGGACACCUGUGUGUCCCACCUCCUUGCAGGUUAAACUGGGGGGGGGGGAGGUGCUCAUUCAGGGGCCUUGGAGCCUAUACGGCUUCCCUCCCCCCAUCUCCUCUUCAUUGCCUCCUGGUCUCUCCAGACCCCAUUCCCAGACACCUCCCCAUUUCUCUUCCCACACCCUCCAUCCAAACCUCAUCCACCACCAGCACCACCACCCCGUCCUAAAAAUAUAUAUCCAAUUUUCAUAUCAUUUAUGGUGUGUUUUUACCCUGCAGGGACCUUCCCCCAACUCCACCCCCCUCUUUCCUCUACACCCUUUUUGUUUUCUGGAAAAAAGGCUUUUGACAGGAACACUGGGGUGUGGGGCACGACUAUAUCUAUCUAUCUAUCUAUCUAUCUAUCUAUCUGUAUGCAUGCUAUGCUAACCAAAAUGGCUCUUGACCGCUAUCUCUGAGGCUAGACCCUAAAAGCUGCCUGCAAUUGCUCCUCAGUGUUUAAACUUCCAGACGAAAGGUCUUGGAUGCUUUUAACAUUUCAUGGGACAUUGGCAGAUGCAAACCCAUAGUGUGUGUGAGAGAGGGGAGGGCUGUGUGUGUGUGUUUGUGUGUUAUAGUGUGUGUUAUAUGUGCUUGAAAACAAUUCCCCCCCCUGCAAAAAAGGCAUUUAGAUGGGGCUACGUGUGGACAGCACAGUCAGUGGCGAAUCCUGGCCUGUUGCUGCCUCGCGAUGUACGGAAACGGCAAUGUUUUGUUGCAGAUAGUUGAAGGCCUGUGGGCCUAAGCUGGCCCUUAUCUCAGGUGGACCCGCCAAGCACGGUUGGAAUCAUCCCUGACCCUUGACUAUCCCAUGGGGAGGCUGGGGGGGGGGUCGGAGACCAGCGGCAACCUCUGCAAAGCGGCAGGUUCCCCGCCCCAAACUUUCCAGGGGUGAGACUGAAUCGCCUUGUUGGUUUGUGUGAUUCUUUCAAGAGGCACGUGGCCUUGUGCCUGCACCUGCCUGUGGCUGAUUUUUGCAUGACACGCUUUGCGGAGGGCUUAAGUCGGACUGGAAGGGCUUCCGGAAACCACAGGAAAGGACUGAGGUCUUGUGGUCAAAUCUUGUGGGUUUUGCACUGGCCAUUGUGAGAACAGGAUACUAGUCUUGAGAGCCUCAAGGUCCAUAAACAGCAACACCCUAGUGGUCCCGGGCCCUAAGGAAGUUAGAUUAGCCUCAAACAGAGCCAGGGCCUUUUCAACACUGGCUCCGGACUGGUGGAACGCUUUGUCUCAUGAGUCCAGGGCCCUGCAGGAUCUGAUUUCUUUCCACAGGGCUGUAAGACAAAGUUGUUCCGCCUGGCCUUUGGCUUGGAGCCAAUUUAAUUCCCUCCCCCUCUUUUUUCUUUUCCUUUCUCCUCCUGCGAUGAGGCUACAUUUCAAUAUUUUAAUGUUUCAAUAUUUUAAUUUUGAUUUUAGUUGUUUUUAUUAUUGCUUGUUAGCCACCCUGAGCCCGGCCUUGGCUGGGGAGGGCGGGGUAUAAAUAAAAAUUAUUAUUAUUAGUCUAGGUGGGGGCAUUGACCUGAUCCAGCAGGGCCUUCUUCUGUUCUUAUGUGGGCCCAUCCAUCUUAGCACUAUCUACAAAGACUGGCAGGAUGCGGGUGGCGCUGUGGGUUAAACCACAGAGCCUAGGACUUGCCGAUCGGAAGGUCGGCGGUUCGAAUCCCCGCGACGGGGUGAGCUCCCAUUGUUCGGUCACAGAUCCUGCCAACCUAGCAGUUCGAAAGCACUUAAAAGUGCAAGUAGAUAAAUAGGUACCACUCCAGCGGGAAGGUAAACGGCGUUUCCGUGCGCUGCUCUGGUUCACCAGAAGCAGCUUAGUCAUGCUGGCCACAUGACCCGGAAGCUGUACGCCGGCUCCCUCGGCCAAUAAAGCGAGAUAAGGGCCACAACCCCAGAGUCGGUCACAACUGGACCUAACAGUCAGGGUCCCUUUACAAUGACUGGCAGAAGCUCUCCAGGGUGCCUGGGCAGGGGUCUUAUUUCAGCCCUACCUGGAGACACUUGGGAUCGAAACUGGGACCUUUUACAUGCAAAAAACCUGGCGGUUCUUCCCCUAAUAAUAAUGUAAGCUUCCAGUCCUUAUGAUGCAGCAGAAACCCUCAAAACAGUGGGAGCUGCUUUGUACUGCUGAUUGGUCCAUCUAGCUUGGCCAGCAGCAUCUCUGUGGAGUUUCAAAGGGAGCCCUGCCUGGUGAUGUUGAGAGUUGGACCUGAAAAGCAAACAGGUGCCUUGCCAAUGAACUGAACCCCCUUCUCCUUCCCUCCUGGGAGGAAACACGGAAUUAUUUAGCUGGCAUUGUAUGUGGAGGGACGAUUGGAACAUGCCGUUUGGUGGAAGGAGAACGUCUCCUGUUCUCUGUUGGCCACGAGAAUGUCUAAUGGGCUCAAGAGUCAGGAGGAUAGAUUUUGGUUGUGUGUUUGGAAGGAAUGACUCAAUGGCGGCUUUGGCUGGCCAUGGGAAGGAACGACUUUGGCAGGAGGAGUUUGAUGAUGGAGCUGGUGACCCAGUGGGUGGUCUCUCGCUCAUGAAGAGGUCUUCAGGUGGGGGGCUAGACAGCCACUGGUUGGGGGUUCUCAACAUUAUUACGAUGGUCCCUUGGUUCUCAAACUUAAUCCGUUCCGGAAGUCUGUUCCAAAACCAAAGCAUUCCAAAACCGAGGCACACUUUCCCAUAGAAAGUAAUGCAAAACAGAUUAAUCCGUUCCAGACUUUUAAAAACAACCCCUAAAACAGCAAUUUGACAUGAAUUUUACUACUGAACGAGACCAUUGAUCCAUAAAAUGUAAGCAAUAAUCAAUGUACUGUACUGUAAAAUAAAUAAGACAGUAUUGUAGAUGAUAUAUAUAAAAAAAUUCUUACCUGCACUGAUGUUAGUCAUUGUUUGGAUGGGGGGCUUUUAUCCAUUUCCGCAGUCACACAAUCAAUCAAUCAAUCAAUCAAUCAAUUAAGUCAGUAGCUGAACUGGGUUCCACACAGUCACAAAAACAAAUAAACUGAAAAGCCUCAAAACAAAAAUGCAGAAUAAAUAGCAAAAACAAAAGCACCAAACUUAAUCCAUUCUGGAAGUCUGUUUGACUUCCAAAAUGUUCGAAAACCAAGGUGCAGCUUCUGAUUGGCGCAGGAGCCUCGAAAACAAUAGCCGACGGCCGUAUUGGAUGUUCAGCUUCCGAAAAACACUCGAAAACUGGAACACUUACUUCUGGGUUUUCGAUGUUUGAGAACCAAGGCACCACUGGAUGAUGAUGAUGAUGAUGUCUCAAGCUGCGUGGGGAACACAAUUGUUUGAUUCUGCGACCUCACUGGGAGCCCUGAGAGGAUUCUACUGAAGAAGAAACAUAGAGUCUUCUUCAUCCAGGGACAAACCUUCUAUGAAACUAAAGAAGUUCAGUAAUGAUACAGUGGGCCAAAGAUUUUGGAUAUAACAUUCAAUUUGAAGAUUGGGAAAAAUUAUGGAAGGAAAGUUUAAAAUUUACUGCAUGCAUGGGGUUGAAGGAAAAUGUAAGGAAAAUGUUUUACAGAUGGUAUAUCACUCCGGUAAAAUUGGCAAAAAUGUAUAAAACAUGUAAUAAGUGUUGGAAAUGUAAAGAAAAAAGACUGUAAACUUUUCCAGUAUGCACUUACGGCAGCAAGAAUUCUAUUGGCUCAGAAAUGGAAACAAGAGGAAAUACCGACGAUUCAAGAAUGGAGAAUGAAAUUGACUGACUAUGUGGAACUGGACAAACUGACGGGGAAAAUAAGAUAUGCCCGAAACCAAAAGUUCAUCGAGGAUUGGGGGAAAUUUGCAGAUUAUCUGAAAAAUAUAUGUGAGGUGCAAGCAACGCUAGUGAGGUUUCAAGAAGCACUGUAAAAUUUUAAGAGGUAUUGCUGAAAGUAAAUAGAAAAGGAAGGGAAGACAAAUGGCAAUGCAAUUAAAGGAAUGCGUACUGAAGGGUAAAAAUGGAUGAUUACCAGAGAAGUUGAAGGAAGUCCAAAAUUUGUAUUUUGUUAAAAUCAGGUAAAAUUUGGAUAAAAUUGUAUGAUUAUAUUGAAAACUAAUAAACAUUUAUUAAAAAAAAAAGAAACUAAAGAAGCUUAAGCUUGAGGGCCGCACACUGCUUUAAAAAAAUUGCUUUUAAAAAAUGCAUCAUGCACAUAUAUGACAUUUCCCUAAAUUACACCCCCAUAGAAGCAUGGAAGGGACCACAAGGGUCAUCUAGUCCAACUUUCAGCAAUGCAGGAAUAUUUUGCUCAAACCCUUGAGUUCUCCUUCUCUACCAACUGAUCAAACCUCGAAAACUACAAGGCAGAGGGAGUUUUUAUUGUCUCCAGUGGUUUUGGCAUGUGAGAUAAUCCAGUACAACAAUUUUAAUCAAAAUCUGAGAUGUGGUAGCUAAUUAUUAUUUUUUAAAUAAAAAAGUGGCAAUGUGUUGUGGAGCAAACCCACCAAAGAGGAUAACAGUAGUCACCCAGACCUUGUUGCUGGUUGCACAGGGUUUCCCAUGAUCGUUCAAGCUUCAGGGUAACCCCAAAAUGUAGGUCUGCCACUAUCUCCAUCCCCUAUGUCAGGGAUGGGGAACCUUUGACCCGCCCCCAAUGUUGAUGGUCUAUAACUCUCCAUCUUACUGGACGUUGGCCAAGCUGGCUGCUGGGAGUUGGGCUCCCAAAACAUCCAGAGCUCUGCAGGAACCCCAUCUCUCUGCUUUCUCAGGAUCCGAUGAAUUUGUGGAAGACAAGGUCAUUGAUGGCUUUGCUGUGGCUCCACGGUUGGAGGCAGCGAUGCUGUGGAAGGCCAGUUGCUGGACGCAGCAAGAGGGGAGAGUUAAUGUUGUGGUCAGGUCCUCCUUGCGGGGGCACCUGGUUGGCCACUGUGAGAACGAGAUGGGCCACUUGUCUGAUCCAAAAGGCUCUUUUUAUGGGCUUAGGCUCUACAUUCUAUAGAGUCGAUUGCAUUCUGCGUAAACUGGUAAUUGUAUUAAAAUGCACACUUCUUCUUCUUUGGCGAUCCCUCAUAGCCGAGUAAGAUUGUCUUCCAUGAACACGGUCUUAACAGUGAAUCCAUAAGUGACUGUGGAGGCCAAUUCUGGAUCCACACAUCCUUCCACAGUGGGAACAUAGGUUUCCGGACAGGAGUUGAUCCCUGCGAGGGUUUGCCAAACGUGCCUUCCUCUUAGCACGUUUCUCCCUUUCAUCCUGAGUUCUAAUGUCUUCAAAGCCCAUGAUACCUUUGGUAAAGGCUGUUCUCCAACUGGAGUGCUUGCAGGCCAAUGUUUGCCACUUGUCGAUGUUUAUACUACAGUGGUACCUCGGGUUACAUACGCUUCAGGUUACAUACACUUCAGGUUACACACUCCGAUAACCCAGAAAUAGUGCUUCAGGUUAAGAACUUUGCUUCAGGAUAAGAACUGAAAUCGGGCUCCGGCGUUGCGGCAGCAGCAGGAGGCCCCAUUAGCUAAAGUGGUGCUUCGGGUUAAGAACAGUUUCAGGUUAAGAAUGGACCUCCCGAACGAAUUAAGUACUUAACCUGAGGUACCACUGUACAUUUUUUAAGAUUUGCCUUGAGAGAGUCUUUGAACCUCUUUUGUUGACCACCAGCAUUACGCUUUCCAUGUUUAAGUUCGGAAUGGAGUAGUUGCUUUGGCAGACGAUAGUCAGGCAUCCGAACAACAUGGCCAGUCCAACGAAGUUGAUGUUGAAGAAUCAUUGCUUCAACACUUGUGAUCUUUGCUUCUUCUAGUACAUUGGCAUUAGUUCACCUGUCUUCCAAAGUGAUAUGUAAAAAAGCACACACAUUCCCUACAAUGUCUUCACCAGCCUUACCCACCUGUAUUUCAAAACAGGCAUUGCUUGAAAAGACUAGCGAGCAGAGACAAGUAAUCCAGGUUUUAAAAUUGCAAAUGAGGGCUGAAAAGGUGAUUGACCCUUGUUCAGAGGCAGUCUUGAUCACAUCUUCCAGGUGUUUGCUGCUCUCCGGUUUCCAAGAGCCACAAGCAGCUGGCCAGGGAUGAUGGGAACGGAAUGUGGCAACAUCUGGAGAGUCUCUUGCAAAGCAACCCUGUGGAGUAUACCGUAUUUUUUGCACCAUAACACUCACUUUUUUCCUCCUAGAAAGUAAGGGGAAAUGUCUGUGUGUGUUAUGGAGCGAAUGCCUGCGGGUGGCGGGGGGAUCUGCUGCAGUCGUGAGCAGAGGAUCCAUGGUUCCCCUUCCUUCCCUCCUCCGUGGUUACAAAGCAUGGAUCCACAUGGAUCCUCAGGAUUUUUGCAUUGGGCUACUCAAAACUCACUGUCAGAUCACAUGUCUGUGGCCACAGCAUGAACCACAAAAAUCAUAUAUCCACUAUUUCGUUUAGAAUAUUUUUUUUCUUGCUUUCCUCCUCUAAAAACGACGUGCGUGUUAUGGUCUGGUGCGUGUUAUAGAGCGAAAAAUACGGUAUGUCUUGGUGGUUUCUGAGAAAUGGCAUGUGUCCCUCUCUGUGUGUGAGAGAGAGAUAAAGAGGAGUUAUCCAUGCGCACAGCAGCGUCAGAGAAUCUCGCCUUAUAGGCAUUUAAUCCACAUAAUCCAUCCAGAACUAUAUGCAUUAAAAAAAACCAAAAAAAACCCAUUCGUAGGGUGUUUUUGCAAAGCGACUUAAGCAAAGAGCGUGAGCGUCUCCCCAAAAGAGCUUUCAGUCUGUGCUGUGCCGGAGGGAUGGCUACAGGGACGGAAGCAGAGACGACGAUGGUCAUAGGAUCACAGAAGUGUAGAGCUGGGUGGCUUUAUCUAAAAUACUUAAUAGAAAUGCCUCCGGUUUUUUAGUAAAAGUUAUCCCCAUCAUCUUUUUUAAUUCAUCGUAUAUUUCCCCCCCCCCAAUCUUAAUCUUUCCACACGUCCACCACAUGUGGAUCAUGUCACCAUUAUUUCCUCCACAUCUCCAACAAGCAUUCGCCAAAUUUUUAUACAUUCUUGAUAAUUUGGAAGGAGGUACCACCUGUGAGCCAUUUUCAUCAUGUUCUCUCUUCUAUUUUUUUUUUUAAUGAUAUUUAUUAAAGUUUCAGAAAGAAAGAAUCACACCCACACAAAAGAAAAAUUCAAAAAGAAAAAGAAAAAUACACAAUGCAAAAUACAGGAAAAAAAAGAAAAAACAGUUAAAAACAAUUCCAUCUUUCAUCACUACUUUUAGAUUUACUUGUUUCCCGGACCUCCUCAUACCUCCCUCUUUUGUAUUCCAAUUCAGUUUGUUAGUCCAGCAAUUCCUUUAUCCCAAUCCUUAAUCUUAAUAUAAUAUAACAUUAAAUUUUUACCUAUUAAAAACCAAUUUUUCCAUUCUUUUAACCAUUUUAAUCCUAAUCCUUAAUCUUGAUAUAUUUAUAACUUUAAAGCCUGUACAGCUAGAAGCCACUUAAUUUCAAUCCAACAUCACUCUAACAUUCAUAAAUUUUGCAAUAUUUCUGUAAAUAAUCUUUGAAUUUCUUCCAAUCUUCUUCCACCGACUCUUCUCCCUGGUCACGGUCAUCAUGUUCUCCCUGGUCAUCAUGUUCUCUCUUCUAUUAUAGCUGGCUGUAAAUUUCAAAUUUACCUUCCAUAAGUUUUCCCAAUCUUUUAGCAUAAUUGGACGGCCCACAUGGACCUCCUCAUCCAUUACUUUGUAGUCUAAAAGACGUCUAUACAUUUUUGUGAUUAUUUUAGUUUUACUAUUCAGUAAUGCUCUUUCAAAUCUUGAAGGCUUCUUUUCAAAACCUAUCUGCUUAUCCUGUCUGAACAUUUCAAUCACCUGGAAGUCAUCUAGCCAACCCGCUGCAACAAGGAUAUAAUUUUAUUUCCUGCCUCCACCCUAAGGUCCCAGCAAUUAAAGCACAAAAUCGAAAACAGCCUAAAACAAUUUACAAUCCGAGCUUAGCCUCCAAGGGGGUCUGUAGGGAAGGAGGCGGUCUCCUUGGGUAUUUGUGGCCUGAGUCGUCCAGGGCUUUAAAUACUACUGUGAGAACUUUGAAUUGGGCCCAAAAAUGAACUGGCAUUUCUCCUCCCCCCCCCCAAUUUUUAAAUUAACCCCCCCAAUUUUUUUAAACAAACAAACAAACAUCCUAAUUGUAAUUAAACCAAUCUUGGUAACAUUGUUAAGUGACUUCCUCAAAUCCCCCUGGUUGAAUUUUAUUAUAUAUCAUUUUUUUUUUAUUUUUUUCAAAUAAUAUUUAUUCUUUUCAGUAGAUAAACAUAGUAAAGAAAGAAAAGAUUAACAAUAAUAAAGACAAACAAAAAAGAAAAGAAAAAGAGAAAAAAGAAAAAAGAUACAUAUUACCACUUAAUUAAUUAAAAUUAAGUACCAUCCAUCUUCAUAAACAUAGUAUUUGACUCUGGUUUCUCUUCAGAUCGUAUAAAUCUUUCGCCUCAUUAUAUAUCAUUUUAACAGUUUUCCAAAAUCUAUCUUCUCAAAGAAAAAUUAUCUCGAUCACUUAACAUCUUUCAUUCCUUCUAUUCUGGCUUUAAACAUCUUAAUUCCUAUCCUUAACAUAUUUAAAUCCUAGGCCAAUCUCGUAUGAACUGAAUCUCGUAUGAAAUGAACUGGCAUUUCUCUUGGCACACUUCCGGGUCGGAGGAGCACUGGAAAUAGCUUGUGCGCAUGUGCACGGGCCUCCUCCGACCCGGAUGUGCACCGGAAAUAACACUUGCGCAUGCGCAAAUAACGCUUGUGCAUGCGCACAAGCUAUUUCCGGUGCUCCUCCGACCCGGAAGUGGGCAGCCGUGCAGCGCAGCACCAGUAAGAGCGGGUGGCGGGGGUUGCUGAGGGCCGGAUAAAUGAGUCCCUCGGGCCUUAUCCGGCCCACGGGUAUCCAUUUGGGGACCCCUGCCCUAAGGACUUCCUGCUUAGACUACUGCAGUGCUCUGCGUGGGGCUGCCCUUGAAGGCUGUCUCCAGUGCACAGUUGGAGUCAGCCAUGCUUCUGAAUAAGUCUCCAGAAACCACAGGAGGAGAGAGUAGCUCUUGUGCUCGGAUACGUGGGGAUCCAGGGCACAGUCCUUCAAUGGCUGCGCUCGUUUCUCUCUGGUCGGGGACAGAGGGUGGCACUUGGGGGAGAACUGUCAUCGCGCCACUCCCUAGUAUGUGGAGUGCCUCAGGGUGCGAUACUCUCCCCGAUGCUUUUCAACAUCUUUAUGCGCCCCCUCGCCCAGCUUGUCCAGAGUUUUGGGCUGGGCUGCCAUCAGUAUGCUGAUGACACCCAACUCUAUCUGUUGAUGGAUGGCCAUCCUGACUCGGCCCCAGACACACUGAUCAGAUGUUUGGAAGCUGUGGCUGGAUGGUUACGUGGGAGCCGGUUGAAGUUAAAUCCUUCGAAGACAGAGGUCCUCUGGCUGGGACGGGACGAUAUGGGAUUGAGGGGGGGCAACUCCCAUCUCUUGCGGAGGCCCAAUUAGUGCCAGCACCGUCCGUUAAGAGUUUGGGUGUAAUCUUCGACACCUCCCUUUCCAUGGAGGCGCAGAUUGCAGCUACAACAAAGGCAGCAUUUUUUCGUCUCCACCAAGCUAAGCAGUUGUCUCCUUAUCUCUCUCGCCCUGACCUAGCCACUGUGAUCCAUGCGACGGUCACCUCCAGACUGGAUUAUUGUAACUCGCUCUACGUGGGGCUGCCCUUGAGACUGACCCAGAAACUCCAGCGGGUGCAGAAUGCCGCAGCGAGACUCCUUACGGGGUCCUCGCUGCGAGAUCACAUUCACCCGGUGCUAUACCAGCUGCACUGGCUCCCAGUGGAGUGCAGGAUUAAGUUUAAGGUGCUGGUUUUAACCUUUAAAGCCCCAUACGGUCUAGGACCCUCGUACCUACAGGACCGCCUCUCCUGGUAUGUCCCACGGAGGACCUUACGGUCUUCAAACAAAAACAUCUUGGAGGUCCCGGGCCACAGGGAGGUUAGGCUGGCCUCGACCAGACUCAGGGCCUUUUCAGCUGUGGCCCCGAUCUGGUGGAACGCUCUGUCACAAGAGACUAGGGCCCUGCGGGACUUGACAUCUUUCCGCAGGGACUGCAAGACAGAGCUGUUCCACCAGGCCUUUGGCCAAGGCACAGUCUGACUCCCUCCUUCUGCAAUCCUCAUAGCACUCUAGCCCAAUGGUUGCCAUUAAUUUGAUUCUGAAUUGAUUCUAGAAUGAAUUUUAAUUAAUUAACUGUGCGAUUUUAUGUACACUGCUAUUCUUACCUGUUGUUAGCCGCUCUGAGCCCUGUUUUGGCUAGGGAGGGCGGGAUACAAAUAAAAUUAUUAUUAUUAUAAUUAUUAUUAUCUGGAUUCCUAGGUUCUUAGGGGUAUUUGAGAACAGGAUACUGGGCCUUUGCAGAACGUAGUUGGUGAGAAGGGCAGCCUCGUGGGAGACCAUGCCUUGUGUUACCAUAUUUUUCGCUCCAUAAGACGCACCUGACCGUAAGAAGCACCUAGUUUUUAGAGGAGGAAAACAAGAAAAAGAAUAUUCUGAACAAAACAGUGGAUGUAUGAUUUUUGUGGUUCAUGCUGUGACCACAGACAUGUGAUUUGAUGGUGAGUUUGGGGUAGCCCAGUGCAAAAAUCCUGAGGAUCCAUGUGGAUCCAUGCUUUGUAACCACGUAUUUGCGCCAUUGCAGCCCCAGGAAACAGUGGGUGCGUGGUUUUUUUGGUUCAGGCUGUAGCCAUGGACAUGCUAUGUGAUCUGAUGGUGAAUUUCAACACUCCCUUCCCUCUUGUUUGCCUUAGUGUCUUUUCCUUAGCUGGAGCAGUUUUUUGCUCCUCCUUUUCUUCUAAUUUCUCUCCUCAUUGAUUUAGUCUCCUCUCCUUGCAGGUUUGCUGUCUUUACCUCCCCCCUCCCAGGCAGCCUCCUUUAUGGCCAGCGUCCCUUAUCUCGCUUCCGAUCGCUUGCUGAUCAGCGGUUUUGUUUCAACACCCUCUUCUCUCUUUCAUUUUAAAAACAAAAGCAUGAUCUGCUUUCUGCCCCUGGGCAAUUCGGCUCCAGGGACCACACAUUUGCUCCAUAAGACACACAGACAUUUCCCCUUACUUUUUAGGAAGAAAAAAGUGCGCCUUAUUGAGUGAAAAAUACAGUAUCUGCCAGUUCAAGGCAUUCGUACCAGUGUAUGAAGCUCUAAAUGGCUUGGGACCCAAAUAUUUUCCCUGUAUCAACCGCCUCAGGCCCCCUGAUAGGCAGGGAUGAUGAGAUCCAGUUGGCUGCUGCCCAAUUGGCAUUGACCCAUGACAGGGCUUUUUUUGGUGGUUUUUUCUCAUUUGGGGAAUGCCCUCCCUCGUGAGGUGUGCCACCCUCCCUCGCUAUUGGCUUUCAGGAGGAAUUUAAGAACAUUCCUGUUUAGGGAAGUUUUUAAUGUGUGACAUUUUAAUGUAUUUUUUAUCUUUGUUGGAAGCCACCCAGAGUGGCUGGGGAAGCCCAACCAGAUGGGCGGGGUACAAAUAAAUUAUUAUUAUUAUUAUUAUUAUUAUUAAUUAUUCAGGAGAGAGGAAAGGUACAGUCCUGGCCUAAUCCUGCCACUAUCCCUAACUAGGGAUGGAAGAAUAUGUUCGUUUCGACUCUCUCCAUUUCUUCUCUUCAUUUUGCAGCAAUUUGAGAUUUAAAAGAUUUUAUUUUUAAAGAAUCCUCAUGAAAAUUCAUCAGCAUCCUAGAGCAGAUUUCUCCUAACAAACACAUUUUUAAUAUGCCGUUUUGACCAGUGCAUCCAUUUCCGGCAAGUGGUUUAUCUUUGACAGAACACAUUUUUGAUUUUUUAACAAUCAAAACGACAAACGUCGCUUUUCCAAAAUAGGAGCUAUAAAACACUAAAACUGGAAUUUCCUCAACGUCAGCAUGCAGAGUAACUGAUUUGAGUGUUAAGCCAACAUUACAUACAAAAUCAUAAAUGCAAAUAAUAUAUACUAAAUCACAAGACAAAUAAAAAAAAUGAAUUUGGAUUGUUAGCUUCACUGACAUCUCCAUGUUCAGGCACAUUUCCCCAUAACAGAUGCAUUAUUAUUUAUUAUUAUUAUUAUUGAAGAAUGGAGAAGGAAAUUGACCGAAUAUGCAGAAUUGGACAAAUUGACUGGGAAGAUUCGAUACCAGAAAGACCAAAAGUUUAUCAAGGACUGGGGGAAAUUUACAGAAUAUCUGAAAAAUAUAUGUGAUGUACAGACAACGCUUGUUGGUUUUGAAGAGACUCUGUGAAAUAGUAAGAAAUACUGCAAAAAAGAGAGUAAGAGGAAAAGGAGUGGGGAAAGGCAAUAUUAUGUUUAGAAAGGCGUCAAUAAAUAGAAAUUUUUCGAAAGAUUGACAGAGAAACUGAGGGAAGUCAAAAAUUGAAGCAUGAGUGUAAAACAAUUUGUUGACUGUAUAAAACUUGUUUGGAAAAUGAAUAAAAAUUAUUUUUUAAAAAAUAUUAUUAUUAUUAUUAUUAUUAUUAUUAUUAUUAUUAUUAUUAUUAUUAUUUUCUAAAUGCUACAUGGCUGGAAAACAGUGUUGCCAAAUUUUGGAGAAAUGCAGCUUUCAAAGGAAGAGUUCGCAGACCGUUUUGGAUAAUGCAAACCGGAUUGAUUCAAGCGCUUACUGGAUUUAUUUGUUUGUUGCGUCUCCAAACCACCUUUUCCUCCAAGGAGCUCAAAGUGGUGCCCACAAUACUGCCCCCCCUCUCCAUUCCAUCCUCAAACCAACCCUGCAAGGUCAGUUAAGGCUGAGGGCAGUUGUCCAGGGAGCUUCGUGGCUGAGCGGGGAUUCGAACCCAGACCUUCAUCCUAUGCUCUUAACUGUUCCGCCGCACUGGCUCAUCCCUCUUCCUGACCCAGCCGGGGCUGAGGAGAGCCGGGGUCCUGGCGGCACAAACUACGGACCUCCCAAUCUGUCCUGUGGAGACGCUUGAAAAGGGGCCAGUAUCUCAGCCGUGGGCUGCCUGCCCGGGCCUGGAGUUGGUUCUGCUGAGGACAUGGCGCCACGCUACGUGGUGGGUUGAACGUGGCUCAGUUCCGCAUUGGGGGGAGUUGGGGCAAGGAGAAGUAUGAGUAAUUUCCCCUCUAGUGAAAUCCUCUGCGCGGUUCGUGGCUUUUUCCUCGUUGCUGCUUCACUUUCUCUCCCGCCCUCUCUUGACUUUGGAGCAUUUAAAAAUGUCAGGGAGGGCUAAGUGCAGUACAGUGGUAUCUCGGGUUAAGAACUUAAUUGGUUCCGGAGGUCCGUUCCGAACCUGAAACUGUUCUUAACCUGAAGCACCACUUUAGCUAAUGGGGCCUCCCGCUGCUGCCACGCGAUUUCUGUUCUCAUCCUGAAGCAAAGUUCUGAAUCCGAGCUACUAUUUCUGGGUUAGCGGAGUCUGUAACCUGAAGCGUCUGUAACCUGAAGCGUCUGUAACCCAAGGUACCACUGUCAAAGCAAAAUCGUACCCAAUCAAACAAGGUUCAGUAACGCAAUCAUCAAAAUUAUUAGAAUACAGCGGUACCUCGGGUUAAGAACUUAAUUGGUUCCGGAGGUCCGUUCCAAACCUGAAACUGUUCUUAACCUGAAGCACCGCUUUAGCUAAUGGGGCCUCCCGCUGCUGCCACGCGAUUUCUGUUCUCAUCCUAAAGCAAAGUUCUGAAUCCGAGGUCCUAUUUCUCGGUUAGCGGAGUCUGUAACCUGAAGCGUCUGUUACUUGAAGCGUCUGUAACCUGAGCUACCACUGUACAGGUUAGGGCAGAGACCCAGAGGCUCCAGCUAAAAAAUGUAGGCUUUUUAUUUUUUAUAGCAUUGGGAACAAUCUCAGAGGGGAUCCGGUCCAUCUCCCUGCUGCAUGUGGGAUCUGCGACUGUGUCCCUGAACCGAGGGCCAGUCAGCCUCCCCCUGCAAAGGAGAGUGGGUCCAGCCUGCCCAAACAAACUUGGCUUAACGCUCAGCUGAAAUCUGCUAAACUUAUGUGCCUUUUUGGACGUUGUUCCAUCACCCCUGGCCAUUGGCUGAUGGGGACUGGAGGCCAGCAACAUCUGGGAGGCCAAAGAUUCCCCACGCUUUUGGAGUUCAGCCAAGCCGUUUUCUUUGAACACAACAACCGCCCUUGCGAGGUAGGCCUGCGGAUGAUGCCCGCCACUGCCGUGCGCUGUUUGACCUCGGCAAAAGUCCGUUCAAUCUCACGACGGCCCUCUGGGGCAAGGUAGGGCUGAGAGAGAGAGAACUGUCCCGAGCCAACUUCUUGGAUGAGCGGGGAUUCGAAUCUGUGUCCCACCAGCUCUAGCCUGAUGCUCUUAACCAAUGUGACCCCCUAGGUGUUGCUGGAUGUCCACCGUCCUUGCUGCCAGGCAUGGAAGACCCCAAUUGCAACUGGAGAGUUGUCUCUGCUCUCAUCAUCAUCAUCAUCAUUUUUAUUCGACCGUCAGUCAGAAAAAAGUACAUUUUGUCAAUACACAGUUAGAAACAUCCAGGAAGAUUUUAAAACUUAGCCAACACUAAAAUGGGCUAAACAGAUAGCCCCAUAUCAAUACAGUCAAUUAUAGUCUUGCGACGCUUAAAAGCUAAGAAGAGAAAUUUGGCCACCAAGGAAGGUAUAGCUCUAGUGGCGUUAUUCAGCAAGUGUAAAACCUGGUUUUCUCCGGGUAGGAAGCUGAAUUGACAUAGGAGUGGGUCUAUAAAAUGUUGUCUAAGCUCUACAUAGGAAGGGCAAGUCAAGAGAAUGUGUUCGGUGGACUCAACCACCCCCAUGGCACAAUGACAAGUUCUCUGGGCGUAUGGUACUCCCCUGUACCUUCCCCACAAUAUCGCAGAGUCAAGGACAUUUAAUCUAGCCGCUGUAAGAAGUCUACGGUAUUCCACAUAGUGGAUUUCUGCAAGGUAGGGGGCUGGUAUGGUCCGAUAAAUCUGGUCCCCUAGGAACAUCCCUGGUUUUACCUGGGCUAUGUCCUCUUGUCUGGCAAUGUCACUCAGUCUCCAGGAGAUCACAGCUCUAGCUUGAUUGUACGUCAUGGACUCAAAGUAAAGGAGAGGUAAUCCUCAGGAUUGGACCUCAUUAAUGACCUCCCUUUCCCACGAUGAUUGGAAAUCGUCCCUCAAUAUCAAGGGGGCAAUGCCCACUGGUUUAAAACAAAGCUUGAGCCAUAGCCAGAGCUUCGUCUUCAAGGCCACAUACCGUAGAGCUUGCCAGCCGACCUCUAAUCUCAUAACCGCACCCGCUACCGAGGGGGGAAUCCUAAGGAUGGCUCUAAGGAAUCGCGUUUGGAUAGAAUCCAGUUUCAAAAAAUCCCUACGGGAGCCUAAAGAGAUGCCCACCAAAAGAAGGGGGAGGACUUUCAUCUGAAAGAGUCUCAAAGCUGUCUUGAUUGAUUGAGCCUGAUUCUUAGCAUAUCUCUUAGCAUGUCUCUGCUCUGAGUCCUGUGCUCGCAGGCUCUCCUGGGCUCCCGAGCUGGGAUUUAGCUGGCGAGUCUUGCUUCGCAGGGUUGUUGUAGUUGUAAUAAACGGAAAUCUGCCCUUCUUCCCUUAUGGGGGACACAAGAGCCCUUAUUUAUUUAUUUUUAUAUAAAAUAUUUAUUAGGAUUUUACAAUAAACAUAGGUUUAAAAGAAUUUAAAAAAAUUAAACCGAAGAUUACACAUAAACAGGAAAAGAAAAAAGGUAACAAGAAUAAUACCAAAAAAACACACAAGGACCGAAAAGAGAAAAGGGAAAAUACAAAAUACAAAAAAACAGAUGGGUAAAAAAGAAAAAGAGAGAAGGAGAAAAAAAAGAAUUUAAAAAAGAAAAAAUCCAUUUUUCAAUAUCUUUAGGCUCAUUUACUUAUUUCCUUGACCUCCUCACACCUCCCCUUUUUGUAUUCCCGUUUACAAAAUCCUUUCAGCAAAUCCUUACCCUCUUUCAUUUAUCUUUACUCUAUAUCUUAACCUAUUAUAACUAUAUAUUUUCAUCAUAUAACAAUCUAUAUUUGCAUAUUCUUAUUAACCUUAUUACCAAAACCACUUAUUUCCAUUCCAACAUCAUUUUAACAUUCAUUAAUUUUACAGUAUUUCUGCAAAUAGUCUUUAAAUUUCUUCCAAUCUUCUUCCACCGACUCUUCUCCCUGGUCACGGAUUCUGCCAGUCAUUUCCGCCAAUUCCAUAUAGUCCAUCACCUUCAUCUGCCACUCUUCCAGGGUGGGUAAAUCUUGUGUGUUCCAAUACUUUGCAAUAAGUAUUCUUGCUGCUGUUGUUGCAUAUAUAAAGAAAGUUCUAUCCUUCUUUGGCACCAAUUGUCCGACUAUGCCCAGGAGAAAGGCCUCUGGUUUCUUCAAGAAAGUGUAUUUAAAUACCAUUUUUAAUUCAUUAUAAAUCAUCUCCCAGAAAGCCUUAAUCCUUGGGCACGUCCACCAAAGGUGAAAGAAUGUACCUUCAGUUUCUUUACAUUUCCAACAUUUAUUGUCGGGCAAGUGAUAGAUUUUUGCAAGCUUGACUGGGGUCAUGUACCACCUGUAUAUCAUUUUCAUAAUAUUCUCUCUUAAAGCAUUACAUGCCGUGAAUUUCAUACCUGUGGUCCACAACUGUUCCCAGUCAGCAAACAUAAUGUUAUGUCCAACGUCCUGUGCCCAUUUAAUCAUAGCAGAUUUCACCGUCUCGUCCUGAGUGUUCCAUUUUAACAGCAAGUUAUACAUUCUUGAAAGUAUCUUUGUUUUAGGAUCUAACAGUUCUGUUUCCAACUUUGAUUUUUCCACCUGGAAGCCAUUUUUUUAAUCUAAAUUAUAAGCCUCUCUUAUUUGAUAAUAAUGAAGCCAGUCUCACACCACAAGAGCCCUUAUAAAGUCCUUUGCAGGUUCUCCAUCGGUCAGAGAAAAUAACAGAGGCCAACCAGAGAAUAUUGAGAAGCAAAGCAGCUCCUAAGCCUGAUCUUUAUUGAACUGUUGCAACAGGGUGCUCCUCUCACCCGCAGGAGAAGGAGGAGGACCCAGAACCGAGGUGUGCCUUCCCUUAUAUAGACAUUUUAAAUUCCCUGCCCUGGAGUCCAAGACCAUCCCCAGACACUUCAUACCUACACCACACGUCACAGAAAGGGCGGUCUACAACAGAAAUCUGAGUGCGUUGUUUACCUCCUGUCUAGCGGGUUACCUGUUAAUGCUUACUUGAUUGGAUACCCUGGGGAGCCUGGCUAGUCUUUUGUAAUGACAAAUACUUCGUUCCUGAGCCAGGUCACAGCUCACCCUAGUCAUACACAGACAUACCCUUAAGACAGGAUUUGUGAGCAAAAAGACAACAGGGAGGCUCCCCACCUCCUCCCUCCUUGCAGAGAAAACAUUUGGUCAGCUUGGAAGUGAAAAUGGUUUCAGGGCAGUCCUCCUGUUCUGCUCCAGACCUGUGGUCCACACAUCUAUGUAUGCGCUUGGUUGGUACAUUUGUGAACAUUUAUUAUAUUUAUAAGACCUUAAAUUUUUUAUUUCAUAGUACAGGCUUCCUUGGGUGGUGCUGUGGGUUAAACCACAGAGCCUAGGGCUUGCUGAUUGGAAGGUCGGCGGUUCAAAUCCCCGCAAUGGGGUGAGCUCCCGUUGCUUGGUCCCAGCUGCUGCCCACCAAGCAGUUCAAAAGCACGUCAAAGUGCAAGUAGAUAAAUAGGUACCACUCCGGCGGGAAGGUAGACGGCGUUUCCGUGCGCUGCUCUGGUUCGCCAGAAGCGGCUUAGUCAUGCUGGCCACAUGACCCGGAAGCUGUACGCUGGCUCCCUCGGCCAGUAAAGUGAGAUGAGCGCCGUAACCCCAGAAUCUUUCACGACUGGACCUAAUGGUCAGGGGUCUUUUUACCUUUACAAGCUUCCUCAGCCUUGGCCCUCCAUAUGUUUUUGACCUACAACUCCCAUGAUCCCUAGCAAGCAGGACUAGGGGUCAGGGAUGAUGGGAAUUGUAGUCUCAAAACAUCUGGAGGGUCGAGGUUGAGGAAGCCUGUUGUUGUAGAUGAGCCUUGAUUUAAGCCCAAAUGAGGUACGUAGAAUACUGUGGAUCCCUGCCCCUCUCCUUUUCUUUUUCCCUUGGGGUUGCUUGAAGCCUCUCCUCCUGCCUUGCCUGUUCCAGCUGGUGAGUGGGCAGCAGGCGCCCAGAUGGUGCCAAGCACAGGGAACCGGGAGGGGGGAAAAACCUGUUUCACUCCUCGUGUCUGCAAACUGUCCUUGUUCAGGAAAUGGUGAGGGUGCAAGGAGGGAGGAAUGAGAAGUGUGGAUGGAACGGGUGAGGUGGAGAUCCUUUCCCCACCAUUUUAUUUUAUCCCUGAGUCGGAGAGAUCGGAAACGGACAGGGUGGCAAUGGCUGCUUUCUCCCCCAAAAAAACUUCUUAUGAGAUGUGUUGCAAACCUCUUUGCAGGAGGUUUGUGCAGAAUACGGUUCUCAGCGGCCACUAGGCGUGCUGGCUGUGGCCUCUUAGGUAUACAGUGGUACCUCGGGUUACAUACGCUUCAGGUUACAGACUCCGCUAACCCAGAAAUAGUGCUUCAGGUUAAGAACUUUGCUUCAGGAUGAGAACAGAAAUUGUGCUUCAGCGGCGCGGAGGCAGCAGGAGGCCCCAUAGGCUAAAGUGGUGCUUCAGGUUAAGAACAGUUUCAGGUUAAGAACGGACCUCUGGAACGAAUUAAGUACUUAACCUGAGGUACCACUGUAAAAGGUAAAGGUAAAGGGACCCCUGACUGUUAGGUCCAGCAGUGACCGACUCUGGGGUUGCAACACUCAUCUUGCUUGUGGCCCAUGGGACUUAGGUUGCUGACCCCUGUCUUAAACAAUAGCAAACACAGAAAAUAAAGAGCCCACUUGUGAUAUAUUGGUGGCUCACUGCUCAUUUCUUCUAUUUUCCAAAAUAUAUUUUAUCUUGAACAAUUGCAAACGCAGUAAUAAAGACAGCAUAAAGGUAAAGGGACCCCUGACCAUUAUGUCCAGUUGUGGCCGACUCUGGGGUUGCGGCGAUCAUCUCGCUUUAUUGGCCGAGGGAGCCGGCGUACAGCUUCCGGGUCAUGUGGCCAGCAUGACUAAGCCGCUUCUGGCGAACCAGAGCAGCGCACGGAAACGCCGUUUACCUUCCCGCCGGAGUGGUACCUAUUUAUCUGCUUGCACUUUGACGUGCUUUCGAACUGCGAGGUUGGCAGGAGCAGGGACCGAGCAACGGGAGCUCACCCCGUCGCGGGGAUUCGAACCGCCGACCUUCUGAUCGGCAAGUCCAAGAGGCUCUGUGGUUUAGACCACAGCACCACCCGCGUCCCUCUUACUCUUAGGUAUAGUUGGUAUAAUUGACACUGAAAUGUGUAUUGGUGAAAAGGUUUUAACAAGGCCGUGUUAAAAGGAAAACCCUGGGAAAAUCCACUGAACAGCAAGAGCAGCUGUCCCUGAACUUUAACUGGUUGUUGUUGUUCUCUAGCUAGCUAACAAGUGAGCGAGUGAUGUUAAAUUAGGGGAUUAAGGUUCUCAAUUGCGUAUUGCCAUUUUGGAAGGGAGCUGUUCUUAGUAAAUGAAGCUCUCUGAGUAAAUGGCCUAAGGCUGGGUGCAGGUUGUGGGGAGAGAGACAGACCUCUGCUUAUGUCUGUUUGAAUUUUUAAAAAUAUAUUCGAAGAUACUGAGCCUGCGCUGGACGGCUUAAGAUACUGUAUGAAUAUUUUUGGAUGCAUCGUUUGAUGUUUCUGGUUUGUUUCGGAGAAAGCUCUGCAAGUAAAAUGUUGAAUAAUAUUAUUUAUUUAUUUAUUAACUUUAUUCCAAAACUGAAAAAGAAUUGCCAUCAUCAAAUUCAAAACCCAUAUUCGUUUUGUAACAUAGGCCUAUUACAUAGUUGACUUGAUAAAAAUAUACCUAAUUGCUAUAGUCUUCCCUUUGCUAUACAGUGGUACCUCAGGUUACAUACGCUUCAGGUUACAGGCGCUUCAGGUUACAGAAUCCGCUAACCCAGAAAUAUUACCUCGGGUUAAGAACUUUGCUUCAGGAUGAGAACAGAAAUUGCGCAGCGGCAGCAGGAGGCCCCAUUGGCUAAAGUGGUGCUUCAGGUUAAGAACAGUUUCAGGUUAAGAACAGACCUCCAGAACGAAUUAAGUACUUAACUUGAGGUACCACUGUAUAUAAAUGCAACACAAUUAGAAAUAUUAUAUUAGAAUUUUUUAUAAAUUCCCCUAUACCCCCCUCUCCCAUGUGUGAUCUCAAUAAUAUUAUUAUUUUACUUCUUCCAUCUUGUUGUGUUGUUUUAGUUUAAUAAUAAUUCGAUUGAUUCUUUUAUUAUUUCCUUGCUUAAAGGUAAAGGGACUCCUGACCAUUAGGUCCAGUCGUGGCCGACUCUGGGGUUGCGGCGCUCAUCUCGCUUUAUUGGCCGAGGGAGCCGGCAUUCAGCUUCCGGGUCAUGUGGCCAGCAUGACUAAGCUGCUUCUGGCGAACCAGAGCAGUGCACGGAAACGCUGUUUACCUUCCCACCGGAGUGGUACCUAUUUAUCUACUUGCACUUUGAUGUGCUUUCGGACUGUUAGGUUGGCAGGAGCAGGGACCGAGCAACGGGAGCUCACCCCAUUGCGGGGAUUCGAACCGCUGACCUUCCGAUCGGCAAGCCCUAGGCUCUGUGGUUUAACCCACAGCGCCACCUGUGUCCGUGCACGUUUUACACAUUAUCUAUUAAUAAUGUUGAAUAAUGUUUAUUUAUGGGCCUGGACAAUGUUUUUCCCCCAAAGAGAGUCCUUUCUUAUGCUUCCAGUCAUUUCCAACGGUGCAAUAUUGAUGUCUGCCGUCAUUCUCUGCCAAAAGGAGCAUGCUUUUGAACGCCAGUGGAGAGAGUUGAUGUCAUGCUCAGUUUGCGGGUUUCCCUUUGGGGCAUGUGGCUGGCCACUGUGAGGGCAAAAUGGGUUCCCUUUGGCCUGAUCCAUGUUCUUCCGGUGCUCUUAGGCUCGUGGACAGAUCAGUGGCUACUGAUCGCAAUGACCAUCUUCUCCCUCCCUCCCUCUCCCUCCCUACACACAAUAUAUCUCUGUAUCAUCAUUUGAGCCUAUUCUGGCACUCAUAUCCCCCAUUAGGUAAAAUGGCGAUCCGGGGUACUCAAUUUGUAGGGAAUAAAGGAAACUAUGGAAUUUACGCCAUGUGCUCUCUAUCUGUGUUUGCACUGUAUAUGGUGGGAUAUAAGCUAAAACAAGAAUGAUACUCUUGGAUUCCAGAUGCAAAGUGAUCCCCAGUGCCAGCUGCUCGAAAACUGAGCGCUCAGAAACCUGCGACGCCAACUGAGUGGAAACCAGACGUACUAGGCCCCCCCCCCUCGGUCGUCCCCUUCCGAGCGGUUUAGCGGCCUUGAUUUCAUAGGCGUGGUAACCGUCGAGAACUAUGUUGUCAGUUGCCAAAGUUUCCUGCAGCUGGAUUCCUGCAGUUGGGUCUCUGGACCGUAAUAAAGAUUGUUGUUGUUGUAUCACCCGUUCCACCCUUGGAACUACCUGCAACUGGAUUGGAAUUGGGCCUCACCAUCUUGCACUUCUGACUAGUCUUGGCAUCAUAACCCUUCUGACUAUCAGGAAGUCUCACACCUGGCUUUCUUGGGGCAUGAUCCCUAGCCUCGUUCCUCUCUAAGGAAUCAGUGUCGACACACACGGCCUCUGGACGUGGUCCAGAUUCCUUCUCCACGGAAACAGUGUCAACCCUUACAGCCUUUGGGCGUGGUUUCCCGUCCUUUGAGGACAAACCCUGUACCCCUUUCAAGACUCUGGGUUCCAAGACCUGUGUCGAGCCACUAGGUAAAGAUAAAGGGACCCCUGACCAUUAGGUCCAGUCGUGACCGACUCUGGGGUUGCGGUGCUCAUCUCGCUUUACUGGCCGAGGGAGCCGGCGUACAGCUUCCAGGUCAUGUGGCCAGCAGGACUAAGCCGCUUCUGGCGAACCAGAGCAGCGCACGGAAACGCCGUUUACCUUCCCGUCGGAGUGGUACCUAUUUAUCUACUUGCACUUUGACAUGCUUUCGAACUGCUAGGUUGGCAGGAGCAGGGACCGAGCAACGGGAGCUCACCCCGUCGCGGGGAUAUGAACCGCCGACCUUCUGAUCGGCAAGUCCUAGGCUCUGUGGUUUAACCCACAGCGCCACCUGCAUCCCUAGAGACGCCUUAUACUGCGUUUAAAACCAAAAUCGCGUUUGGAUAGAAACUGUUUCUCAGGCGGCUAGUCCUAGUCUUUAUAACCCUGUACCUUCUUCCAGAAGGCAGAAGCUGAAAGAGAUCAUUUCCGGGGUGCGAACUAUCCUGCAUUUUUCAACUUCAAUGGAUUUUGUAUGGGGACUGAUUUGUAAGUCCAGGGACUGUCCCCGGGAAAUGGGGACAUCUGGUAACCUUAAGCGAGCACCUCAGCGGAACAAAGCAAGGUGUGUUCACCUGGGAUUCCUUUGGCCUGUCUUGGCUCCACUCCACAUUCAGGAUCUGGCCCUCUCUUCCUCGUCCUUUUCUGUCUCUUGGGGGAAGGAGUGGCUGGAUUCAGAAAUAUAUUCUGUAGAUUCCUGAUCUCCGCACGUAUUAUUUCUCCCUUCCUCUCCGCUGAAGGCUAAAAAUAAUCACAAGAGCGAGAUGAUGUGUACGGAUUUCGCCCCCCUCCCCUUGCCUGCUCCUCUCCCUGUGUGGUUGCAGAUGCAAACUUACGAUUAAAAACACACACCCGAUCAACCAGCUUGUUUGACGCGCCAUGGCUCUGGGGCCCUAUUAAUUAGAAUUAAAAAUUUAAACCACUGUGCCGUGGGCGUCUCCGUGGUACAAAGGUUAAAUGGAGGGGCCGUGUGCAGUGAGUGCCGGCGAGCACAAGUGCUUCUGCUGUUGUUGGCGAGUUCCAGUCCUCGCUCGUGAUGUUAGCUGUGGGCAGAUAAGCACAGAGCCUCCUGGUGCAGUAGCAGUCUACCCCGGUUGCCAGUUGGAGGAGGCAAAUGGCAAGGAAGGCCUUUCAAAAAGUGCCAGGAGAGACGGAAUUCACAUUUUACUGCUGCUUUUUCCUGUUCAUUGUGGUUGAUGCCCUUGCCUUUUGCAGAAGAGGUUGGCAUCAAUGUUCUAGCAUUACGAAAGAGGAAGGAAACCAUUUGUCUGCUUUUUCCAUGCCCAGUUCACCUCUUACAGUACUUGCCUUUUCUCUAACUAAGAAGUCUCAAAAAACACAGCAACCUUUCUUCACAAGUCUGCUGCUCCACUCCCUUGAUAAUUUUGGUUGUCCAUUUCUGACUCCACAUUAUCCUUUUCAAGGGGUGGCGACCAGAACUGUACACUGUUGAAGGAGUGUCUCUACCCCCAUCGUUCCACCCGGACACUGAGUUCCAGCGCCGAGGGCCUUCUGGCGGUUCCCUGGCUGCGAGAAGCCAAGUUACAGGGAACCAGGCAGAGGGCCUUCUUGGUAGUGGCACCCGCCCUGUGGAUCACCCUCCCACCAGAUGUCAAAGAGAACAACAACUACCAGACUUUUAGACUACAUCUGAAGGCAGCCCUGUUUAGGGAAGCUUUUAAUGUUUGAUGGAUUACAGUAUUUUAAUAUUUUGUUGGAGGCCGCCCAGAGUGGGCAGGGUAUAAAUAAAUUAUUAUUAUUAUUAUUUAUUUUACAUGGCAUUCCAAACAUGGUCGCACCACAGAUCUGUAUUAUGAUAUUGGCAAUUUUAUUUUAAACCUCUUUCCUUUUUUUAUUUAUUUAACUUUAUUUGGCAGACAACAUUAAAUUACACAUCAUCCCACAUCACACCAUAAUAUACUACAGAAUACAACAACACACAACUAUACACAACUAUACAGUAUAUACAUCACCAAUCAUUACUUUUAUCUAUUACUACUUUACAGAACAGGGAAAAAAGAAGAAGAAAAGAAAGAAAAUUAACAGAAAAUAAAGUUGACUUUCGAUUCAACCCAUUGUACUAUCACUUAUUUUGAUUGUUUUACACACAGCAUCAUACUGUUAUUUUGUUUUCCUAAUUCUUAUCCAAAGUACACGAUUAUUUAUCACAUUCGUCUUACAAGAAUCAGUCAAAGGUCUGCCAGGAGAUUUUUGUCGUCACAGUAAUUUUUCAAGUAAUCUUUAAAUAUUUCCCAUUCUUUAUGUACCUUCUGCGUCGGAUAUCCUCUGAUUCUCCCUGUCAUCAUGGCCAACUGUAAAUAUUCUAUCGUUUGCACCUGCCAUUCAAUUAUUGUAGGAGUCUUUUCGCUUUUCCAGUUCCUUGCUACCAUAUUUUAAACCCCUUUCCGAAUGAUCGCUAGCCUGGAACUUGCCUUUUAAAUUUUUUUACAGCUGCUGCUUUGCCUUCCCACAGCUCACCUUGUGUUCUUAAACCACUUAAUCUCCCCACUUGGCCCUGUACUUCUCCCACAGGAAAUGUGACAAGGUGACAGGAUUGCUGUGUGUGCUCUUGCUAAAAAAUGUGCAUGAAAUUGGUGUGUGUGUGUGUGUGUGUGUGUGUGUGUGUAUUUGAGUGGGGCAGAGAAGGGAGUGAGACCCUUUAAUGUAACAGCGCAUGAAGUACAUUUGGUGCAUUCAUGCGUAUAAGCGUGCAUUCUGCACAUACAUGUUCACGCGUUUGAUACCAGUGCACGCCCUCUCCGUUUCAGGUUGCGCCUUCCUUACGUACUGCGCCCGAGAUUCGGCCAUCAAAGCUCAGACAGCGCUACAUGAACAGAAGACGCUCCCUGGGGUAAGUCUUGGCUCUUUGGAGUCGCUGUGGGUGUGCUCCAGAGACUCCUCAACGGAGGUGUAUUUUGCUCAGAGAAGCGCAGUUUCGCACCUUGCCUUGAAGUGAGAAAGCAAAUGUCAGUCUGUGCCUUCCAAUAAGUGUGUGAAUGCUUAAAGGGGCCAGGGGGGAAUGUAGGAAUGGAUUUAGGCACUGGGAGAGGAUAUAUUAUUCUGUUAUCAUCCUUCCUUGCACAUGUGAGCGAGAUCAGCAGAAUACCAUCCUUUGCAGCUUAGACAAGGUUAAUUGAACCUUCUAGAAGCAAUAAUCCAAGAUUUUCCCUGGUAUUUCCCCCUUUCUCCCAAUUAAAAAGAACAACCUCUCUCUCUCUCUCUCUCUCUCUCUCUCUCUCUCUCUCUCUCACACACACACACACAUGCACUGUUCUGUGAAGAGGUAAAAGUAGUAUUUACCGUAUUUUUUGCUCUAUAAGACUCACUUUUUCCCUCCUAAAAAGUAAGGGGAAAUGUGUGUGCGUCUUAUGGAGCGAAUGCAGGCUGCGCAGCUAUCCCAGAAGCCAGAACAGCAAGAGGGAUUGCUGCUUUCACUGCACAGCGAUCCCUCUUGUUCUUCUGGCUUCUGAGAUUCAGAAUUUUUUUCCCUUGUUUUCCUCCUCCAAAAACUAGGUGCGUCUUAUAGUCUGGUGCGUCUUAUGGAGCGAAAAGUACGGCACUUACAUAACCGAGGCCUUGAAGUAGCAGCAGUCCUAGGUGCUAAAUGAAGGCAGGUUUAAAAGUAAAGGUAAAGGGACCCCUGACCAUUAGGUCCAGUCGUGGCCGACUCUGGGGUUGCAGCGCUCAUCUCGCUUUACUGGCCGAGGGAGCCGGCGUACAGCUUCCGGGUCAUGUGGCCAGCAUGACUAAGCCGCUUCUGGCAAACCAGAGCAGCGUACAGAAACGCCGUUUACCUUCCCGCCAGAGCAGUACCUAUUCAUCUACUUGACUUUGAUGUGCUUUCAAACUGCUAGGCUAGCAGGAGCAGGGACCGAACAACGGGAGCUCACCCCGUCACUGGGUGCAUUUUAGUUCAAAUUUCUCCUAAUAAACACUAAUAGGAGAGAUUUCAAGAUGGCUGCCGAAUGCUUGAAGCAGGGUUUUGAGCUCUAAGGCCAACUCUAAAGCAAGUUUCUGCUCUAAGGCAUUUGUUUUUAUCUUCUAUUUUACUUCUUAACUCCUUUUAGUGCUUCGUUUUGUUGUUUUAAUUUAUUGUUUUAUCUCAUUGUUUUAUUGUUCUAAUUCGGAAGCGGCGUCUCUUCCUCUCGAGGCUGGACGAGGUAAGACGCAUUUGCCGGAGUUCAUUUCGAAUCCUCCCUAAAAUUUGUGCUGCGGCUCCCAGCCUUUCAAGUUUUUGAUGAAGAUUGUAUCAGGUUGUUGGAGCCCAUGCCAGGAGUUCACAUUGCUAAGAACUGUAAAGCCCGCAUCGUAAAUCAGCUUUAAUGAGCAGAUAAUUGCAGUCUCCGGCAGCCUUGGAAGCAGCCUUCGACUUACUGGUUUUCUGCUAGCUCACAUCCAGCUGUAUUUUUACUUCUACUACCUUUUAUUAUCUUUUAAGCACUGCUAUUUUAAAAGACUCAUAAUGAUGGGCCAAGGCAAACGCCUAAGGGAUUGUGACGAGACUCUGCCCUCCCCAAGAGCCAAACAAUUAAAAAUCGAUCCCCGUGUCUGACAAACGGAGUGACCCCAUUGAACCUGCUAUAGGGUGAAAACUCAGAACCGUUUCUACCCUCUAAUGUCUCCAGAAACAACGUCAACACCAGAGGAAUUAUUUUUCCCCCAGACUAAAACUGUGGACGGCAAGCUUGGAGGAAGAGGGAGUGUCCCAUUGAGGGUGGUGCAGGACGCUGGAACUGAGGACUGCGCAAGACAAGAACAACAUGAACAUCUCCAUCUUGUGGUCAGAACCCUUAAUUGCAUAUUCAAGAAGAUUGAUGUGCUAGCCUCCCAGCUAUGUAACCUCGAACAGAAAAUGGAUAACUUCUGGUCAAAGUUCAAACCAACUGUAGAUAGGGGGAAUUGAAGUGCCAGAGGUCCUUGCCUUCUACUAAAAAAGAAGUGUGAUCCCUAAAUAUAAACCAAAUCCUGCACUGAAACAUCAAGCAUUGUCCCUGCAACCUAAGAAAAUCUGCCUAAACAUCGGGGCAGGGUCACCAAGGUGGCUUACUCUGAGUGGGGUUAAAAGCACCUAAGCAAUCUCCUAAACAUAGAAAUCUCACAAUGUGAUCUCAUUGCAGUAUUACCUUUGAACCAGCACCUCGGGCAACAGAAAGUGAUGCUUGCGUUUUACUCUCCAAGGAUCCCUUCAGCUAUCAUCAGGCAGAAACCACUCUUGGCAAGGUACGAUAUCAUCCCAACAAGAGUUUUUAUGGAUAGCAUGAUCCACCCCCUCCUACUUGCUGGUCACGGUACGGAGUGGACUCUGUCGGAGAGGUCGGGAGUACCUCGGGACAUCGAGCCUCCUCUUCUGGAGGAUAUCCAUCCGCACCGAAACUGGACUCACCCUACGUCCCCACGAGCUCUAAAGAAACCCACUGGCGCAAGUAAUUCUCUGACCCCGCCGGAGGAAAGAGAGCUUUUAGCCACUUUUGGCGACCUUCCACCGAGAGAACAACAAGAAAUAAUUGAUAGACUAGAAGUACUUAAUCAUCAGCUCAUACACGUCCAGAAGAACGGAAAAGUCCUGCCCACUCUUCAGGAUAACUCCGCCAGCUUUUCGGAGUCGUGGUUUAAGGGAGCAGGAAGUCUUCCAUACCUUAGUCCAGCUCCUAAACCCAUGCCUCCCCCACUCGUGGGCAAAACCCACCGAUGCUUGGUAGAACCAGGUUUUGCCCCUCAAGCUGGCCCCUCAUCCCAACUCUUGAUAAAUUUUGACUCGCCCUCCAAGAGUCCCCCGCUGAGGAGUGUAACCCAGAGUUCCUUCCACCAAAACAACUCCUUACCAUCUAAUCCAUCAAUGCCGGAACUGGAGUCCUCAUACUCCCUGAGCAGCAUAGACCCGACAUACAGCCGGUACCAGUACGCCGAACAUCCCCUGUACCUUUGCCAGCAUUAG
Messenger RNA from Podarcis lilfordi (Lilford's wall lizard), 28431 nucleotides. The record is from the annotation of a GenBank genome assembly. NCBI's taxonomy places the organism in Eukaryota, Metazoa, Chordata, Lepidosauria, Squamata, Lacertidae.